AUGGCAGACUCCCAACCCAGCCGCCAGCUACACCUCACAGCAUUCAUGCGACCAGUCUCUCUACACACCGGAGCCUGGCGAUACCCAGGCUCCUACCCAGACGCCAACUUCAACUUCAAGCACAUAGUGCAAUUCGCGCAAAAGCUCGAAGCCGCCAAAUUCGACGCCUUCUUCAUGGCCGACCACCUCGCUGUCCUAAACAUGCCUGUCGAGGCACUCAAGCGCAGCCACACAGUGACAUCCUUCGAGCCAUUCACCCUCCUUUCCGCGCUCGCAGCGGUGACGGAAAAAAUCGGGCUCGCGGCCACGGCUAGCACGACGUAUGAUGCGCCGUACCAUGUUGCGCGGCGAUUCGCGAGUCUGGACCAUUUGAGCGGUGGGCGGGCGGCGUGGAAUAUUGUUACCACGGGUAACCCGGAGUCGAGUCAUAAUUUUGGGUUUGAUGAGCAUAUGGCUCAUGGGGAUAGAUAUAAACGGGCGCGCGAGUUCUACGACGUUGUCACGGGGUUGUGGGAUAGUUUUGCGGAUGAUGCGUUUACGCGGGAUGUCGAGACGGGACAGUACUUUGAUCCGGAGAAGAUGCAUGUGUUGAACCAUGAGGGGGAUGAAUUGAAGGUGCGCGGUCCGUUGAAUAUUGCGAGACCACCUCAGGGUUGGCCUGUUAUUGUUCAGGCUGGACAAAGUGAGCCUGGGCGGCAGUUGGCUGCGGAGACGGCCGAGGUGGUGUUUUGCAGUCCGAAGGAUAUUGAGUCUGCGAAGGCGUUGUAUGCGGAUAUCAAGGGCCGGGUAGAGAAGGCUGGACGGAAGAGGGAGGAGUUGAAGAUCCUGCCUGCGGCGCUGAUCAUCGUUGCGGACAGCAAGCAGCAGGCGCAGGAGAAGAGACUCAAGUUGGAUAGUCUGGUGCAUUAUGACAGCGCCAUUGCGUCCUUGUCCAUUGUUCUUGGGGUGGAUGCGAGCACCUUUGAUCCGGAUGGACCCUUGCCCACAGAUUUGCCCGAGACGAACGCAAGCAAGACGAGUAGGGAAGGCGCCGAGAGGCUGGCUAAGCAGGAGAACUUGACGGUUCGACAAUUGGCACAGCGAUUUGGUGGCUUCUCUGGGCUUGCCUUCCUCGGGUCGCCGAGUGACAUUGCCGAAGAAAUGGAGACGUGGUUGAAAGAGGAAGCGUCCGAUGGUUUCACCUGUACAUUUCCUUUCCUGCCGCAGGGACUGGAUGAGGUAACAGACAGAUUGAUUCCAGAGCUGCAGCGCCGAGACUUGUUCCGCAAGGAGUACACGGGCUCGACGCUGCGGGAGCAUUUCGGCCUUGAGAGACCGAAGAAUCGUUUCUUCAGCGAGGCUUCGUAG
Molecule: messenger RNA, 1347 nt
Organism: Penicillium daleae
Lineage: Eukaryota; Fungi; Ascomycota; Eurotiomycetes; Eurotiales; Aspergillaceae
Product: LLM class flavin-dependent oxidoreductase
Exons: 1
Coding region: 1-1347 (448 amino acids)
Molecular function (GO): oxidoreductase activity, acting on paired donors, with incorporation or reduction of molecular oxygen; monooxygenase activity
Source: RefSeq, a predicted model, not a curated record